UGAGCGUGCCGUAUUUGGCGAACGAGUAUCCGCAAUCGCUCUUGUUGAACCGCGUGUACAGUGGGUCUACCUAUCCCAGGAGUAGUCUUCACAUUACUUGUAUAGUUGGAGGGAGUUGUGCUGUUUUUCUUACAACUGCUGACAUAGUUAACCGUUGUUCAGUGAACAUCUCGUCAACCACAAUCGCCCAUUUUCAUUACUAAGCUUUCGAAACGUUAUAGACGAAGUGAUCAGCAAAUAUUCGUAAAGGAAAUUAAUGUUCAUUCAAUUUCAAGUGACUAUAGUAUAGACUUGUCGACGCGUUGGUGGGGAGCAUUUUUUUUCUUACCAAAAUUCUAAACGUUAUGUAACAUCGCGAAUUUGAGACUAAAUAGUAGUUAUUCUACAGUACUUGGAAGACGUUGGCCAAGUCAUUUAUUCCUUUUACCAAUACUAGUAUUAGUUGGUGUUGCCGUUAGUGUUAGGCGUUAACUAGAUCGUUUGUCAUUUCGUCAAUAAUUACAACAAAUUAGCGAUUAGGUCACGUUAACAGUUCUUUGAGUUAUUUUCGCUUAAGAUACACCGUUGAGAGACAAAAGAAGAUGGAAUUACGUGUGGGGGGCUAAGAAAUGAAUAUACCGUUAUAAUUACUUGGAUUUGUGUUACCUGUACUUUGAAUCAAUUCAACGCUAACAUCAGUUGUACCUGUGUCACACGCUAAGCCUAAUUUCUCUUUGGGCUACAACAUUGCUCUUCAGGUGUGUUAUGUAUCCUGCUAGACAUCCGGUCAGUUCAGCAGCACUCCCUGUUGCGGGACCCCCGCCACAGGCCGGGCAACCUUUUAAAUUUACUGUUGCCGAAUCUUGUGACAGAAUAAAAGAAGAAUUCAGUUUCUUGCAAGCUCAAUACCACAGUUUAAAAAUAGAGUGUGAGAAAUUAGCCAGUGAAAAGACAGAGAUGCAAAGACAUUACGUAAUGUACUAUGAGAUGUCAUACGGGUUGAAUGUUGAAAUGCAUAAACAGUCUGAAAUCGCCAAAAGGUUAAAUUCUAUCAUUGCCCAGGUAUUACCCUUCUUAUCUCAAGAGCACCAACAGCAGGUGGCCUCAGCGGUGGAGAGAGCCAAACAAGUCACUAUGACGGAUCUAAAUGCCAUAAUAGGGCAUCAGAUGCACACACCACAGUUUCCUCCACAUGCACAUCCUCCUUCAAUUCCAAUGAUGUCUUACGCAUCGGCAGCGGCCAUGGCUGGUUUCCCGCCACCCGCCAUUCCACCAACUAGUGCAGCCGGCCUGUUAGCUCUCUCGAAUUCACUUGCAGGCGGAGUGCCUGGCUCGCAUCUGUCGGCGGCAUUAUCAUCAGCUAUGUCCAUUUCUGGUGUGAAGGACCACAAAGAAGAUAAACGAUCCAAUAGCGCUCAUAGUUCUGACGACAGACCCAGACAUUCAGUUUCACCAAAUGAGAGAGAAAAAUACAGAAGCAGAUCUCCAGAUUUAGAUCAUGAAUUGAAAAAACAAAAAAAAGAAGAUAAGCUUUUGGGAUCUUUACAUGAGAGUGAUGAAGAUAAAAGUGACCAGGAGCUGGUGGUUGAUGUUGCUGAGGAUUCUGUAGGAGCACUAAAUGGAGUGUCCUCUCCUUGUGAGAAUGGAACAGAAAAACCAAUUAAGAAAGAGCGUGGCAACCUCAGUCCUCACAACAGUUUAUCAUCCAGUGCUAGCAUGUCUUCAUCAAAGCAUAAAGAAGUUAGUAAAAGCUCAAAACCCAUCAGUCUUGCUUAUCAAGGUGAAAAGUCCACUACUCCUAUUCCAAAAUCAAUAACUCCUACAAGCUCUGGUGGCAAUACUCCUGGAUCCAGUGGAUUGAAAUCUGUACCCAAAGGUCUACCACUUGGUCUUUCAUAUCCUUACUCUCUGCAUGGUAAUCUUGCUGGAUCUCAUAGUUCGUCCCCAGCAGAUCUCAGCUCCAAUGCUCCAUUUUCUCAGAGCAUGUUAAACAACAAUAUUUCCUCAUCUUUGAAUUCCUAUUCCCGUUCAGUGGUUGGAAGCUAUGAUCCACAUUCUGCAAUGAGGAAUGCUGCUGCUUUUGGUCCUGCAUCAGGUGGGAAACCCAGGACUUAUUCUUACCAUGUCAGUGCUGAUGGCCAAAUGCAGCCCAUUCCCUUUCCUCCAGAUGCACUAAUUGGUCCAGGAAUUCCACGACAUGCUCAUGCAAUAAAUACGCUCAGUCAUGGAGAAGUUGUCUGUGCUGUAACUAUUAGCAGUCCCACCAAGUAUGUUUACACAGGUGGAAAGGGUUGUGUGAAAGUAUGGGACAUAACUCAGCCUGGAAGUAAAAGUCCUGUGUCUCAGCUUGAUUGCUUGCAACGUGACAAUUAUAUUCGAUCCUGCAAACUCUUGCCCGAUGGCCGGACUCUUGUUGUAGGAGGUGAAGCCAGUACCAUUUCCAUUUGGGAUCUUACUGCUCCAACACCUCGUAUCAAGGCAGAACUGACAUCCAGUGCUCCUGCUUGUUAUGCUCUUGCUAUCAGUCCUGACUCUAAAGUCUGUUUUAGCUGCUGUAGUGAUGGAAACAUUGCAGUAUGGGAUCUUCAUAAUGAAAAACUUGUUAGGCAGUUUCAGGGACAUACAGAUGGUGCAAGUUGUAUAGAUAUAUCCAGUGAUGGAACUAAACUAUGGACAGGAGGAUUAGAUAAUACUGUCCGUUCCUGGGAUCUCAGGGAGGGACGACAACUGCAACAACAUGACUUUACAUCCCAGAUUUUCUCUCUUGGCUACUGCCCUACUGGAGAUUGGUUAGCAGUGGGCAUGGAAAGUAGUAAUGUUGAAGUGCUACACUGUUCCAAGCCAGAUAAAUAUCAAUUACACCUACAUGAAAGCUGUGUUUUGUCCUUGAAAUUUGCCUACUGUGGAAAGUGGUUUAUUAGUACUGGUAAAGAUAACCUCCUGAAUGCUUGGAGAACACCAUAUGGUGCCAGUAUCUUACAGUGCAAAGAGACCUCAUCUGUGUUAAGUUGUGACAUAUCAUGUGAUGAUAAGUACGUUGUAACUGGAUCUGGUGACAAAAAAGCAACAGUGUAUGAAGUAAUUUACUGAUUGAAGACAGUUAUUUGUCUUGGUAGCAUGGAGUUCUUUAUAAAUAAUGAGUGUGACAGUUCUGUCAGAGAAAAGGAUAAACUUUUCUACUCAGGAAUCAAGAAAGAUUUGAUUAGAAGUACUUUAUGAAAAGUGGAUUAGAAAUCCAUCAAGAUUUUUUUUGCAAAACAAAAAUAGAAAAAAAAGAAGAUUUAGGAGCCUGGUGUAUUGUUGGAUGUGGUGCAUGUGUUUCCAAUAUAUGAAAAAGGUGUUUUAUCAAUUGUGAAACGUCUUUUAUAUAUAUAUACCAAAGAAAUGCCACUUUUUGAUUGUGUAUUGGGCUCAAAUACUGAGAACAUGAAGAUUAUCUUUGAAGAAGAAUCUCAUCUGAAUCAGAUGGGGAUUUUAUGGUAAGUUCAAGCUGAGAAAUUCUCUGUUGUUUAUUUAUUGUGGUUAUCUGAAACGACAUUCCUAUAUAGGGUCUCUCAGUUUUGUAAAUGAAGUUAACAGUUUCAAGUGGCACAACAUGUUAUUUAUACAUGGCACGUUUUCAUGUGAAAUAAAUAUUUUUAUUUCA
Messenger RNA from Limulus polyphemus (Atlantic horseshoe crab), 3625 nucleotides. Its product is annotated as transducin-like enhancer protein 4. Lineage: Eukaryota; Metazoa; Arthropoda; Merostomata; Xiphosura; Limulidae. Gene Ontology annotation, biological process: negative regulation of canonical Wnt signaling pathway; regulation of DNA-templated transcription. The transcript has 22 exons. Bases 745 to 3069 code for a protein of 774 amino acids. The record is from RefSeq and is a predicted model, not a curated record. Gene Ontology annotation, molecular function: transcription corepressor activity; protein binding. Gene Ontology annotation, cellular component: transcription regulator complex; nucleus.